AUGUCAUAUUCUUCAUUACCAAGCGAACCCGAAAUUGCUACCACCAUAGAUAGCAAAAGAGGAUUAGAUACAAGCACACCACCUCCAACUGAAGGUCAAUUACAUCGUUCACAAAAGAUUAGACGUUCAACAGAUUCGAAGAGGCAUAGUUUAUUUAACAAUAAAUCCAACUCAAUCGGUCAUGAAAAACCUCAACAUAUAAAAAUUGAUUUGCCUUUUUCUUCUCAAUUAUCGAAAAAUUUAAAUAAUGAAGAAUUAAUUGGCUCACAUAAUCGUAAAACUAUAAGUGAAAUCUGGGAAAUGCCAUGGGUUGAAGGAUAUAUUAUAAACAUGUUCGGUAAUAAUCCAAGAGAAUUUGAAAGACUCGGUGAAGUUAAAAAACAAUAUACGAUCAUAAGAAGUAUUAGCAAGGGUAAGAAGGUUGAGAUAUAUAAAGGAUAUGAAGUGAAUAAACCGGAAGUCUAUUACGUGAUAAAAAGUUACAUCAUAAGAGAUGCAUUCGAAAGAGAAUUACAGAUAUUAAGUGAAUUAACAAAUGCAAAGAAUAUUAUGCAAAUGAUAAAUCAUUAUCCGUUGCAAGCGGUUAUCGUAUGCGAAUGUGCUCUAUAUUGCCUAGAAACCUUUUUGGGCCACCAAGAAUAUAUCCAGAGACAUGAGGAGGAAAGUGAUAUAAUAAAGGAUAUUGUAUCGGGUCUCUCGGAACUACAAAAACAUAAAAUAGUGCAUACUGAUUUAUCACCAAAAAAUAUCAUGUACUUUCAAGAAAAGGACGGCGAAAGGUGGAAAUUAAUUGAUUUUGACGCAGCGUGUUUUGUUGGUAGUUCAAAUCAUGUAAACCUCAUAACAAAUUAUUCGGCUCCCGAAGUCAUAAAGGCAUAUGAUGAGAAGAUAGAAAUUAUAGCUAAUUUUGCAAUGGAUAUGUUCUCUUUUGGACUAAUUUUAUAUCUUUUUGAAACUGGUCAUCAUUAUUGGGAUGGUAAAGAAGAUAAAGAAGAAUUUACCUUGCCGCUUGGUAAUAUUCGCGAUUCCGACGCUUGCUUUGCUAUAAAACAAUUGCUCAAUAAAGAUAUUUCUCUAAGAAUGACGUUAGAGGAAUUCAUGCAAACGCCAUAUUACUCCGUACUACUUGUAGAUUCCAGAAGUAAUCCCACGCCUCCAAAGCGCUGUAAACGUAAUAGCUUAAACAGAACUCGUCCUAACAGCUCUAUCAUACUUUUAGAAGGAACUUUGAACUAUGAUAAGUAUCGAUGCGGAAUGAGUGAAGCGGAUUUUUUAUUAUAUCAAGCACAAUUGACACAGGGAACAUUUCAAAUUUUUCUUGAAAAAUAUCAUAAUGAAAUGAAACAAAGCCUAAAAAUAAUGAAUGAUAAAAUCGACAAUUGUACGAGAGCUGUAGAGGAUUUAUCUGAAUUAACCAAGAAAAUUCCACAAUGGUUGGUUAAAUUGAAAAAUGAAAAGGUCCCUAGAGUAUUUGUUAUGAUCCCUGAUCGAAAAGAUUGGAAAAGACCAGCGACGUGGUUUAUUUCAAAGCCAUUUCGUCUUUUAUUCGUUUGCGAACACAAGAAACAAUGGCACAUCCCAGAACAAAAAGGUUGCAAAGUUCUUGAAAUUCCUCAAUUUAUCAAAAAAUAUGGACCUUGGAUAAACCUUUGUUUACGAACAUUAUCCUACGUUUUAAGUGUUAUGACGUCGAACAUCUUUCCACACGGUGUUUCGGACAUACUAUCAUCAAUCUUUAACAUAUCUGAUCAUUUUGAACUUAUGCAACAUUUUCAGGAAAUUAUUGACACUGUUGAUAUCGGUGUAAAAACUAUGUUCGAUGAUGAUCCCGAAUUUGCUCCUUUGAGUAAUGAAGCUCAUAUUCCUCAUAAAAUGAUAAAUGCUUCAGGCCUUCGCGGGCUAAAAAAAUUUCUCGAUACACAAGAAAGUUCGGAUAAUUUCGGUGGAUUGGUACAAUGUGUUGAUGAAAACACUCAAGAGGUUUUAUGGCUAUGUCAAGAACAUAGAAAUGGAUAUUGCGUUAGAUCUAUUGAACAACCAGAAAUGGCACCCGCUUCUCCGAAUUCCAGUGUAUCUCAAAGAAUUCAAGUGCCAUCAACAAAAUCUCGACGUUCAAAAUCUCCCGGUUCAUUAAAACUUCCGUCUUCAAAAUUAUUAUCGAAUCCACAAUCUUCUCAAAAAUCUCCGAUUUUAUCACAAAGUAAGCAACAUCCAACGAUUCUACAAUUUCACUCCAAAUCAUCCAUGAGCACAUCUACACCUGAGACUUCUCCCACCGAAACAAUAUUCGUACCUCCAGAGGGCUUCGUACCUUCAAAAGUUGAUUACAAUAAAUAUGAUUUGAAUAAUUCCUUAGAUCCGUAUCUUGAAUUAGAACAUUUAAAUAAAUUACUUUACGAAGUGAUAGAGAACUCGGUUGCGUCCGGAAGAAAACACUUUAGAAACGAUGAAGUUAUGCAAAUUGCAGAAAAACUGCGUGAGCACAAGAAUAAUUUUAAACAUUUAUGUCAACUUUGGCAUGACAUUGUCCAAAAAGGUCGAUUUAUAAAGAUCAUAAAUAACCAAGUAGCCUUAUACAUUCAUUUCCUAAGGUCAAUUGUACGUUAUUGUGUUGUUAAAGAUUUUAAUUCAGUUACAAUGCAAAUGUCCUUUUUGGCCAUUGACACAUACGAAAUUCACCAAAUUUUAAAAGCCGGAAAAUCAUUCAAUAAACAUCUGGGCAAAUUAUCAGUUGCUUUGGAAGCAUCACAUAAUCUCGUUGAGAGUAAUGCAAUUCAAACUGAAUUGGAUCACUUCUUUAGUGAACCAAAGCUUGAAGUAUCUAUUGAUGAUUCAAAUAUUAUUCAUAUAAUUCAUUAUAAAGACCUGUCUCAAUGGUAUUACACAGUUGAUAGAGCGUGUGUUGAUAAUUUAUUAUCUCCAUCAAAAGAAGAAACAACCCAAGGAACGCUUUUUAAUUCGACGACACGACUUUUAGACAAUUGUAUAAUUGUUACGGGGAGAUUGUUAAAAUAUCUCGAUAACAUUGAAAAUUUGUUGUGUGUCGAGAAAGAGAUUUACCUUUACAACGGUCAUCAAUUGAAUGAACACGAAUUUAUCAUGAAAUUUUGUGGGUAUUCAAUUCAAAAUUGCAAACCCACAUUAUUUUAUGAAAAUACCGAUUAUGGUGACCUUUUCACAUACUUCCAAGUAAAUCAUAAUUCAUCAGAGAAUCUUGUAAAAGAUUGGAAAGGAAAAGUUAAGUUAGCAUGGGAAAUAUCGCAGGCCAUAAAAUUUUUACAUGAAAAUAAUAAGUUGGCAUAUUUUAACCAGUUACGAAUUUUACAGCAAAGAAUUUUACAUCUAGAUCUUCGAAGUGCAAAUAUAUUAUUGAAGUAUGACGCAACGAACAAUUCACUAAUACCGAAAAUAUCUAAUUUCCUUUGGAGUAAAAAACUAUCAGUGAGCAAAACUUUUGUGCACCCAAAAAUACCGAUUCCAUCAAAAGAUAAGAUUUGGAAACGGUGGCAUGAUCCAGAAAGGUUAAUAAAUGGAGGAAACUUUGAAUCGCUUCUUCCGUCAUCUGAUAUAUAUAGUUUAGGGUUAUUGUUUUGGGAGAUAGCUUGGUGUAAAGAAGAUAAUUUGCCAUUUAAAAAAGUCGCAAUUAAGAAACUAUAUAAACAUUUACAAACCAAGGAAGAAAAGUUGCCUGAAAUACCGAAAGAAUAUAGACAGUGGGAGCUUUUAAUCAUUAAUAUGUGGCAACGAAAACCAGUAGUUCGGAAUGAUAUUAUGACUGUGGAACUAAUCAUGAGAAAAUUAUCUAAAGGUAGAGCGGAUUCAAUGCAUCAGCAACCUAUACCAACGUCUCCUCCUCCACAAUAUUAUUUACCUCCAUAUACCGAGACAAUAAGUUAA
This is a messenger RNA of Funneliformis geosporum, 3897 nucleotides long. Lineage: Eukaryota; Fungi; Glomeromycota; Glomeromycetes; Glomerales; Glomeraceae. The record is from the annotation of a GenBank genome assembly.